Molecule: messenger RNA, 745 nt
Organism: [Candida] anglica
Lineage: Eukaryota; Fungi; Ascomycota; Pichiomycetes; Serinales; Debaryomycetaceae
Source: the annotation of a GenBank genome assembly
CACUAAUUUCAUUUAGCCAUGGCUUAGAUAAUGUGCCAAGAUUAUGACAAGGCAUAUAAAGUUAGUUUUUUUUGCCAUCGUCAAGAUCUCUCCAGGUACAUAUAUAUGUAGAUUCAAAUUCCAUUAUUGACUUUUCUUUCUGGAUGGACAUACAAUGACAAACUUCAACAAAACUCUUCUCUUAAUUCUCAACUUAAUUACAUUAAUUUAUGCCAUGGAUUCUUCUGAUGCUGCAUUCAUUACUCGUUUAGUCGAUGACGUCAAAUCCAAUGUCAAUGAUUACGUACAAUUUUAUCUUACAGCAACCGUCAGUGUUCCUAAACAAUUCACACAAGUUGCAUUACAACUUCAAAGUUAUACCGGUAGUGAUUAUGCUUCCGUUGUUGAAUCUGAUGAUAUUAAUGUAACUUCUCUUGAAUCUUUUGCAACGAACUUACCAUGGUAUAGUUCUAGACUUGCUGUUAAUGACGUUUCAGCAGCCACUACCACAGGAGAUGGAACUUCAGGAAGCGCUACUGCUACACAAACCAGUUCAAGUUCUAAAUCUACAAAUGGAGCUGCCAGUCCAACCAAUGACAUGGCCGGUGGCAUAGCAGCUAUCGCUGCCGUAGCUGCAGCAGCUGCAGCAGUUGCAAUCAUUUAAAUACACAUUCAAUUAAUAAAAAAAACUAAAAAAAAACACAAACAAACCAGGACUAUCAAAUAAUCUCGGAACGUAACUAGCAGUCAAUAGCUUAUUAAACAU